UACAGUCGAAUGAAAAUCGCAUCAAAUCACUCAUUCUUAAUCAUUUUCAUAGAUUUUUUCAAAGAAAUAUCUUGAAAAGAUUCAAAUCCGCUCAGGAGUUUCCGGAAUUUGUGUUUUUGAUCUGGAAUUUGUGGGAGAAAAUGUGAAUUUGUUUGGAUCAUGGCCAAGGUCACAUCGAGAGACGGUUGCCGGACUGUCGUCUGCGAUGCAACACCGUGAGUGUUGACCAUUGAAACCAAAACAAUCGUCUCGAAUGCACGCCUGCCUCGCACCAUCACGCAGCGAAAGCUCUCUGGUCAUUGGAACUCUCCUCUGGAGCAGAUUAAAGAGGUUUUUUAGCAACCCCGUUACCAGACAAUUUUUUGGAGAAAUAUUAAAAUAGUCUGCGAGUUUACACGCUGCUUGCGAGGAUAUAUUGACCUCAUUUGCAUGUCAGGAAUUGGGUCAGUGCAGUGCGUUCAGAGGUGCCGCAUGUUAAGUGACUGGAUGACGACCGAUUAUACACAGGGACUUUUGGACUAAAAGGACAAAACUCGUAGGAGGUGAAGAUCAUCCAUAGUUUCGAACUUAGAGAGCGGUAUAACUGUACCAGAAUUUGAUGUUCUGUAGUCAUUUUAGGAAUGAUUUGAGGACUUCGGUACAGUGUUGAAGAUGUACAGUCAGGAAAAAGAUUGCCGAGCCGAACUGCCCGCUGCCAAUGGUAACAUCCUCUCCUCUCUGCUUCACAAGGGGAAACUCCAGCACGGAGGUCACCAUGACUUGUGUGAUAGUCCCUACCAAACUGCGCCCAUCCAGAGUCGAGUACCGUCUCAUCUGUACAAUGCACUCCACGGGAAGGUCCCGAGCGGAAUCCACUCUGCACGGGCGAGCCCUGAUGGGCCACCACUUCUCCGGCCGGACUACCGACCGCCUCCACAGCUGAUACAGAUGACAGGUCACUUCAGAACGCCGGUGUCUCUCUCUCACACCAUCAGUAGCCCUUUAGGACAUUCUGAGGAUAUCAAACCCGUGAAACAUGUUCUCGACAAUGAUCGGGAGCGGAAGUUCAUACGACACCACACCCACCAUCACCACCAAGUGGACACAGAUCUGGCCAACCAACGAUACUUGGAGCAGGUUCGGCUCGCCAGGGCGCAACAAGUACAGCAAGCGCAACAACAGACACAAGUCUACGAAGCUGGUAGCUAUCAACGGAGUUCCCCCGGACGGCUUGAAGCACCCCGGGUUGAAGCCACACGGGAGGAGCCACUGGCGCAUGUGGAGCGGCGGGAGCACCGUGAUUCGGUGGAGAGUAUGGACACUCAGUCAUUUCCUCUGUCACUGACUACGACCCGGGAAGCUCUGACUCCGGAUAAGACAGACACUGACAGUGGUGUUUACACUGACUCGGAACAAGACGAACCAAUGGACUUAUCCUGUCGGAGAAAUUCCACUCCCAUCUCGGUGUCGGGAUCGUCAUCACCGCCGACACCUGAACCUGUUCAAAACGGCAGUCAUGGGUGCUUUAACAUUGCCAUCGCGGAUACGCAGUACCUGAGAGAGCUCCUCUCGCGGACCGGGGGACAGGAGUCACCACGAGCACAGAAAGAACAGUCACAAGGCAAUACAGCACAUUACACUAAAGUCACACUAGCCAAGAAAAAUCUGUUACCGGUGAGCGCACGCGUGUCGGACUGGUUGAUGAAAAUUGUGCAAUUCUCAGAAUCGAUCCCCGAAUUUAAGAACUUGACCCAAAAUGAUAAGGUGACGCUUCUUCUGUCAUCCUGGUCACGGGUUUUAUUACUCUAUAUGGCAGAGAACAAUUUCCACUUUGUGGUCAGUCCAGAUAAUAAAGACGGUUCAGCAGACUCGCAGACGCCACCGCCCCCUAGCGUCCCGACCGUGAAGUCAGUGGAGAUGGUUCUCUCAUUAAUAAGGAAGUACCAGACCCUUAAUCUAGACGCUAAAGAAUAUCUGAUGUUACGGAUAGCAGUGCUUUUUCAAUGUGAUGCUGGGUUUCUCGAAAAACCAGAAAUAGUGGACAGUGUCCGACAGCAGGUGCAGGAGUGUCUCCAGCAGCACGUGCAGGUCACGCGACCCGAUGACGUCAUGCGCUACGCCAAACUUCUCAUGUCGCUCCCGGUCUUAUACAGCAUAGACGACAAAAUGAUGGAGAAUUUAUUCUGUAAGCAUAUCACUGGCGACACUGACGUCACGGUCUUAUUGAAGGAGAUGCUGAAGUCGGUCUAGUCCACUGAUUCAGCUAAGAACGCUUUAUUUGCCAAAUAUUCCUCUUCAAAAGAGCAUUUGGCACAACUUUGGCUACUGGUCGAAAGUUACGAUAGGAUCUCGUUCGAACUCUCGUCGCUACGUGACUUCGCACCAUGUGACUUUUGAUCUCGAUGAAAUCUCGCACAGGUGGUUCACUCUUGACUGGUUGGAUCUCGUUUCUGUUCUUUGCGAGACUUGCCAGGAAAUGUGAACAAACUUGAUAUGGUUCUGUGGUUAGACCUUGAACUGACUUCUAGUCUUCACUGACCAUACUGGUCUUGCUUUAACUUCUCAACUGGCACGACGGGAUGAUUGCCUGGACAACUUUCAAGACUAUAUCUUUACAUUCCUGCUAAAACUCUCCUGAUUCGAACAUACAUGGACUUGUUGCUCUUAGAGCAUUAUCAUGGUGUUGUUUUGUGAUAUAAGAAGAAAGUUAAGUCGCUUCAAAGUGGUUCACUUGGCGAACUGUGUCAAGCAUUGUCUAGCAGUGUAUUUUGUCAAAGGUCGCGGACAGUGGGGCCGUGUUUAUAGCUCAAAGAGGCGUGGGUUCGAACACUUGGUAAACGCUCAUAAAUGGAAAGUGUGUGCAACAUGUGCUCUCCUUUAUGAAUAUAUUUAUAUUUUAUUUAUUGCGCAAUUUAUUUUCAAAAUUUGGUAGUAAUUGGACGCUUAGCGUUACUACUCUAUAAGCAUGUACAGUAUUUAAAUGAAUUCCACAACGGGAAAUAUGGAGAAUUACUAUUUUUGCGAAAACCCUAGCAAUACGGAACUCUUUCAGUAAUAAUGUCCAGCAUAAAGAUUAAUGUGACAAUGUUAUGAAACACACAGAUGUAAUGCAUUUCACAGAGAUGCAUAUCCUGGGUGUGAGGUUACUUGACUAGUAUGCUGUCAUGCUUUCAAUGCUUUUAUCAUCAGUGAUGAAUAUCAUCAUAAAAGCUAUGCUUGUCGUUAGCAUCCAGAUAACAUACUGGGGAUUCUUGCAAAUAAUGCAUCUACUGCUAAAUUUACAAUAGUUGCACAAAGUUUACUCUGAAUCCAAAAAAUUCUUUUUAUAAAACAAACAAUGGGUAUUGGUGGAUUUAUGGGGAAAGGUAUGUUGAAAAUAUUGGUAUUUUGUAAUAAUCCUCAGUGCAUUUCAAAUCCAUGUAUUACCUACAUCCUUUAAAUCAAUUUAAUUAUAGCCACAGAAGACUAAUUGCUGGUGUGGUCUGCUUGGUUUCUUAUUGUGACGUUAUUGCACAUGUCUUUCUGACGUCAUCGCUGCCACAACCAAUAACAUGAUUUGCCGUGACCUAUUUUAGAUGCUCAAUCCGCUAUGCAACUUGUAAGGAUGGAUCCUUCAACUUAAAAGUCCACCUUUAGUUUGCCAGAAUGCUGUGAACAUUAUCAUAACCGUACCAUCAUUGGCAAAUUCACUGUGGUAUAAAAAAGUGCAACUUCGAAAAAAUUUCAACUCCAAUGGUAAGUCAAGCUUAUUUGUUACAUCCCUCUGGGUUUUUAUUAAGCAUGGCGUUUUCCUCAGGUAAAUUUGCCUGCUCUUUCAAAUACCUAACAUGGAUCUAUCAAAGAUUUACAGUUUGCCGGAAUGGGCACUGAUCAGUUCAACUCCCUGUAAUUAACAGCAAAAGCACAGAUCGAAUCACUUUUCUCCUUGCUACUCUUGGAGACGAUACACAUAAUUCAAAUUGGGGAUCCAUCCGUUUGAAUAUUUUGAUUUUUUCCGCACAUUGGGGAGACUAGGACUCCCGUAACAGAUGUAUGUUAACCCAUUAGGGACUUUAAACUAUUCGAAGGAUGACACCUUCAGAUUAUCUAAAAGUGUGAGCAUUUAAAAAGUUGACGUGUCAACAGGUAUUUCGAUGAAUACAUUAAAACUCAUGAUAAAUCAAAUCUAAAACUGAGCCACGUGUACCAUUGAUCAAGUUCCCAAGAGGUUGAUAGGGCAAUAUCGGCUUAGACAACACGAAACAAGGUCGGUGAUCUCCAGGCCUCUGCUUCAGAACAAAAUGUUUUUCGAACGCUUCUGCAAAUAUUUUUUUUAACGAUGUAACUGGUGUUGAUGCUUUAUCACGUGCCAAUUUGUUUAGUCACAUGAUAAAGUAUCUGGCCAAUCAUAUUGCUGGUUUCUUAGAACACCGGUUUUCACCCAUUUUAGGUAGAUUUCCGUUCCAGACUGUGAGGAUAGUCAUAGGACGACUAUUCCUUCACAGUCUCAAGGUCCCUGGUGAAAUUAUAGACAAUUGUCGGUGACUGAGAAGCUUCUGUGAUUUGCAUAAAACUCGAGUGAAAUACAUUGGUGAUGUUGAAACUGUUGUCGUUACUGUAUUGGUCAGUUUUGUCCGUAGCAAUGGCAACGUGUCGUGACGUCACAUCCGGCCUUCGCCCGGUGCCCAAUGUAUUGACAAUUAUGUGCAAAAUACAUUUGAACAUUUUAAAAGCCGUCGCAAUUUUUCGUCUUGUCUAGCUUAAACAUUUUUGUGGUCAAGACUUCAGUUUCUGUAGGGCUUAUUAUUGCAAGCGUCAAACGCUACACAUGUGCUUCUAAGUUGCCCUGUACAUUCCACGUAUAUAUGGAAGCCAAGACGUGUUGGUGUUUCGUGUCCUAUAAGAAAUACAGUUUCACAUUUUUUAUUGACCAGGUUGGUUCGUUUCGCUUGAUGGUGUUUAUAAAACACGAACUCAUUAGUGUGUAGAUUAUUCAGUUGUUGAGCGAGUCAUUCAAAAUGACGUCUAGGCGCUUAUUCAUUGUGGUUUGAUUAUGACGGCAAGCACACAAUACGUACAACGACAUUUCAGCAUUGGUUAAAAUGCUUCCAGAAACAGAAAUAUCAUAGCAUUCGUCAACUUUUCUGCUGCUUCCAAACUAUUCAUACACAGCAUCACGUGACCAUUCUCGCGAGAAAACGACCAGCUGGCAGUUAUAGACCAUUGUGUAAUCCAUGCUUAAUAAUGAAUGAGAAUAUCCCGGUAAGUUUGCUCAAUACGAUGAAAUCCAAAGAUUUUGAAAUUGUUAUAUUAUUUUCGAAUUAGAUAGUUUCAGCAGCAGAUAGUCAUCCCGCAGUGAAUGGUCACGUGAUACACACAUAUGGUUUCUGUACUGUUCGGAGUAGGGCUAUUGUGGUUAUAAUAUUGAUCAUAUUUGUGUGUUUUUAAUCGCCAAAAAUCACGUCGACGAAAUGAUGUAAAUUUUGAACGUUGCUAGCUUGUACCAAGUACCAAUUUGAGUUGAUUUGAAAUGCAUUUGAAGGCACACAGUACCAACAUUUCAAGGUCGAAUGUUACAUCAUACCCUGUUAUGAUGCUUUUUCUCAAGAAACUGCAUAAUAGUAUCAGUAAGUGUUCUCUCCACGAUUACUCCUCGAGGGGUAUUUUGGGACCUCGUCAUUGGAGGUGACAUCCAAUUCGACCUCAUUUUUCUUGGUACUGUGUCCCUUUUAUGGAAGUGUCAAACCGACCAUCUUCUUUGUUGAUGGAUUCAGAAGCCAGUACACUAUAAUAUAAUUAAGUAUUAUUAAGUUGGAUCCCGGUUACCAUGGUUACUGUAAGAACAAUUGUUUAAAUGACGUCAUCAGUAUUGUUGAUUUCACAUACUCUUUCUGAAUUACGAACUCCUGUUGAUUGAAAGUCUCGUGAAGUCACAAAUGGCUUUGUCACCCACGUGACUUCCGGUGAAUUAUUAAUGGCUCUGUUUGAUUGCAACUGGUUCCCUGUCCGCUCAUCAAAUGAAGGACACGGGAUCAGUCUACUUCUGUUUGGUGACUCCUUUGUGAAAACAUGAUGGGCAUUUGGACGAGGUUAAACCACGUGAUCUGUUUUCUUAUCCGAUUGCUGGUCAAUCAGAGUGGUCGUUAUUUCCAUGGCUACAGUGCCUUUGCAUUAAGUCGAGGUACGAGGUUGAUCAAUCUGGCCGGGCUAAAAACAAAUUAUGAAGGCUAUUUAGCGCUUAUGCGCAGUACGAAACUCAACUGCAACUUUAUACAUCACAUAACCACUCAGCAAAUGAACUUGUUGACAGCACUAGUUAAGUAAUAACAGCCGCAAAAAACAGCCACAUUUAUGACAUAUUUAAUUCGUUUUGAGUUUCAAUUCAAGUCAAGUAAUAAAUUCCUACAAUUCAGGAAGAAACCAUCAAAUCUACUGCUGGCCAUCUUGUUGUCAGCCAUUUUGUUCAGCCUCGUACCUUGGGCACACAUAACACACAGCAAGGCGUUAACACUAUACUAUUCAUCCAUUCAAUCUCGACAAUCAUUUUUGUCCCCCGAUUCGUUUUCGUUGUCAGAUUCCGGUUGACGAAGUGCUUGCAACAGCGCAUGCGCACAAUAUCUGCUCGUUUUUAGAUGUCCGUCUUAAAUACAUGUUAAUGUAUAUGAAUUAUGCUUAACCCGGUUAUGAUCGUCCGUUGCUUUGCGCAGACACGCCUAGCAACGGGACGACUCCUUUUAGUGACUAAAUGAGAUAGGUGUGUCUCUAUCAAUUACAUCAUCAUCACUUGUGUGCUUUGUCAGAAAACGUCAAAAGUUGUGAACUUGCAAGUAAAAUAGUGAAUUUUUAUUAUAUUGAAA
Lineus longissimus is the source of this 6815-nucleotide messenger RNA. RefSeq lists its product as uncharacterized. The coding region runs from base 652 to 2229 and encodes 525 amino acids. Gene Ontology annotation, molecular function: transcription factor binding; transcription corepressor activity. Gene Ontology annotation, biological process: negative regulation of transcription by RNA polymerase II. The record is from RefSeq and is a predicted model, not a curated record. Gene Ontology annotation, cellular component: cytoplasm; nucleus. The transcript is spliced from 3 exons. Lineage: Eukaryota; Metazoa; Nemertea; Pilidiophora; Heteronemertea; Lineidae.